Paramecium tetraurelia is the source of this 3756-nucleotide messenger RNA. RefSeq lists its product as uncharacterized. Gene Ontology annotation, molecular function: calcium ion binding. Lineage: Eukaryota; Ciliophora; Oligohymenophorea; Peniculida; Parameciidae. The record is from RefSeq and is a predicted model, not a curated record. The transcript is spliced from 11 exons.
AUGAACACCUAAAAACUUCCCCAUUUGUCGUCGCCUAAGCGGCCUCAAACAAAAGCAAAGGCCAAGUCAAUCACCAUGAAUUUAACAAUCAAAGAUUCUCUAUAAGAAAUUUCAACAUUUCGAACGACAACUUAGAGCAGAUCAAACAUUUAAUUAUCUCAGACUGACCGAUUAAAAACAUACUCCGAUGUUUCCUAUCUCAAUUUUCGAAGUGUAACUAAUAAACAGUCUUCUGUCUCUUCUCCAAAAAUACCAUUAAGUAAUAUUGCUCGAGAUCCAUAAUUAUACGAAUUCCACAGUUAAGCUAAUAGAACAAACAUCUACACAUCUAUUAUUAAGGAAAACGUAAAAGGAACCUUUAUAGACAAUCCUGCUGAAUUAAAAAUAUAUGAUAAAACAAUCGAUUUUUCACCCUUACUCCAAAACAUCAAGAUACAUUAAUUUAAAUAUUACCUUCAGUCGAUUUUACAAUAGGAGUGCAAAACUAUCUUUGAUACCAAAUGUCCUCCAAAUAGGCAGCAAGCUAUUGAUCUCUUAUUGUGGUUUGAUAAAAUGAUUCAAACUUUAAAGACUGACAAUUUGCGAUUAAUAACCGAUUUAACAAAUUAAUUGCAAUAAGUUUAUUAAACUUGCAUCCACGAAUUGGCUAGACAAAUAUCAUACGAAUGCAAAGAAAGAGGAACAUUGUUAUUAAUUAUUUGGAAUUCCUUUGUCUCCUUUAUAGAAAUGCUCAUCUAAAAUGUCGCCAUGAAUUUCGAUGAAAUGGAAGCCCAAUCAAUAGACACAGUUCAUAGGAUUCAAAAGACCCAUCAAACAUUUGUCCAAUAAUUGCAAUAAGAGAUCUGUUAAUUAAAACAAUAAAUAGAAUAAUUGGAAUCAGAGAAGUCAGAAUUGAACGAUAAAAAUAUAUAUUUGGCUAAAAAAAAUCUCUAGUUGACUAAUGAGAUAAAACUCCUAGGCUCUCAAUUAGAUGAAAUGACUGACAAUCAUAAUAAAGUGUAUAAUGAAUUAAUCCAAACUAAAUUGCAAAUAGAAACUCAUUCCUCUUAAUAAACAUAAACCACUCAAAAGAUUAAAAUUGGAAUCCAAGAAGGCCAAUCUGUUGUAGCACAUCUGUUAUCGAUGAAAAAUACAAUGUUCUCUAAAUUGCAAAAGAAAACCUCAAUUCAAUUCGAAAAAGUUGAAUAACUCAGAGAGGAUGAAGAAUAUUUUAAGUAAGGAUUAUCAAAAACCGAUAUUGAUUAGUUGAAUUCAACAUUUCAAUACUAAAAUAUGUUGAAACUGUAAUCUAGGGCCAUGAUACCGAUUAACACAGAAGAUAAGGAUGUUCAAACCGAUUCCUCUUUUUCAUUUCUAUUCGAUCAUAUUGAAGAUUUAUUCAAUCAUAGAUAGAGUGAUUAAGGUCCCAAAAUUUAGAUCUCAAAAAAUGAGAUUACUCAGAAUUACAAAGAAUAAUUAAUAGAGCUAUUAUAAUUCUGCAAUAGCAAUUAAUCCGAGUCUGAUGGUGAAAUAAAAAAGAAAUUUAUUGAAUAAAUGCUUGAAUUGCAAGAACAAAAGGUAAAUGCAAAAUACUACGAGCAAACCUUAUAAGAAGCCACUUAAGAAUUUAUAGAACUGCUUAAAAAGAAAAAAUAGAAAAUCAAAAAACUUAAGAAGAGCCAAACACUCCUAUAAAAUCGCCUUAAUUCUAUGCAAAGUGAAAGUAGUCCUCCUAAAUAAGAUAUUCCAUAAGUUCUAGUUAACUCACCUGGUGUAAAAACUCCAUCAUUUAGAAACUCCUCGAUCUUCAAUCAAUAGGAUGCUCUAUAAGAAGACAUUAUUGAAAGUGACGAGAAAAGUGAAGAGGAUUCAAUAAUUCAAAAUAUUUAAUAGUAUAGUAAUUAGAACCAAAAUCAACAAAAUUUUGAUUUCGAUUAAUCAAACAUUUAACAUCUCAAUAUGAAUGAUGAGGAGUUUAAAUAAUUUUAGGAUAAUUCUGCUGAAGAAGAUUAUCUAAUUAAAUAAGUAGUAUAAGACAACUAAGAUCACAAUUAGAAUUAGGAGAAUAACAAUUUGAGUGUAGAAGUCAAAAAUAGUGAAUCAAAUCACUCCAAAGAUAUCAAGAAUUCUUAAAAUAAGAAUAAUUUAAACACUAGUGCCAGCAGAAAGAAUAGCAAAAGUAGUCAGAGUAAAUAAAGCAUAGAAGACCUGGAAUAACAACACUAAAAAUAAAAAAAUUUAUCUCCAAUUAAGAGUUAGAAGAAUAGAAAAUCCUUAUAAAUUAAAAGUUUAUCAGCUAUUAAGGAUUUAGAUGAUGAACCGAAAUAGUAAUAAUUAAAAAGAAAGCAUUCCAAAGUUGUCAAACAUACACAGUAAAAGUCUAGCAAUACUAUAAAUACUCUUGAUUAAUCAAGUGAUGUUAAUGAGAGUGAAAAUCUAUCUUUAGUUUCUAGUGAUGAUUUAUCGGAUAAAGCAAAAGAAGAAGAUAUUAAGAAAAUCGAAAAAAUUAGAAGUCUUGUACAAUAAUAUGGAGGAGCUAAUAUUUAGAAAAGAAGAUUCACUAAACCAGUUGCAAUCAAAUUAUCUUUGUUGUCUGAUUUAAAAAAAGAAAAAAGAGUCAAAAGAAUCUAUAGUCAAAAUACAGAUGCUGCAAAUUCAUUGUUACAUGAGGUUAUGAAUGUUAAAAUGAAAAAACAAAAAGACUCAAUCAUACCUAUUUCAUCAAUUAUCAAAAUUUUUAAUACUAUCUUAGCUGAUACUGCAAAAAAUCAAGAAGGAUAUAAAAUUCCAUUGCAUGUUAGUAUAUAUGACUUUUUCUUAAAAAAGUACGGAUUUAAAAAUGUGGCUGAAAAAAAAAUUAAAUAGUUACUUUAAUUUAUCUUUCAUAAGAAAAAUUAAUACCCAAAAUUAUGUUUGAUCUCUAGAUUAUGCUAUAUGGAUGAUGAAAUGGACGAAGCCGUAUAUAAAUUAAUUGUGGAAUCAAUUAAAUACUUUCAUAAUAAAGAAAUAUAAUUAAAUAAACCUGAAAUAAAUUUAACAUAUGAAUAGCUCAUUGAAUAUUGCAAUGAUUUUCUUUAAUAGCUUCUUGGUUAAAGCUAUAUCUCUUAACUCUUGUAAUAAUUGAAACAAACUAAUAAUAAAUCAAUUGUUUUUGAAAAUGUAAUGAUCUAGGUAAUGAAUCUCUAUUUUUAAAAAAAAAGAUAAUGUGAAGAUAGUUUGAAAUUAAUAUUUUAGGCCGCAGAUUUGGAUGGAAAUAAUCUUAUUGAAUUCUCAGAAUUCAAAAAUUUGUACAAAGCAAUCCAUAACAACAUAUACGACAAAAAUACUGCAUUAGAACAAUUCAUUAGUUAUGCUGAUUACAUUGAAGAGUUAUCCAAAAAUAAAAUGAUAACUCUGCCUAGAUUUGCAGAAAUGGCCAUUGAACUUAAUUUGUUUUCUAAGGAAUAAAUAAAUUAAUACAGCAAAGGAUUCGAAACUCUAUUAUAAGAAUGGGAAGAACAAAAAAAUUUUAUCAAGUAUCGAUAUUUGAAGGCUGAAAAGUUUCCAAAAGUUAAAUUCACUUUUAAUUUAUUAACUGAAUAAAUUAAUUUACUGAAAAAAAAAUAAAAAACAACUCAUGAUCCUUAAACACUUUGGGUAAGUUACAAAUUACUGCAAGAGAAAUCACAAAGAGUUGUAUUAAACCAUGAAGCCAGAGAAUGUUACUUUGAUUUAGUCCCUCACGAGUUUUGGAUAGUAUAACAAGGAUACAGAGCAAUAGAAGAACUAUGCAUUUGA